AUGACAUUAUCACCAGUCGUGACGACGACGCAGUCGAACGAGGGAACAUCGAUACGCGCUAUUGGAUCGCCCUUUAAAAACUUGGCGUCUGGCACAAACUCGUCGUCGAAUGGCACGCCCAAACCGACGCCGACGUCUGCGCCCCAGCUCCCGCCCACGCUGGACGUGGCCGAGCAAAUGAAUGAGGAAGAGAAGCGCAAAUACGUCAAAGGCAAGAAGCUCGGUGAAGGCACGUACGCCAUUGUGUUUCUCGGCCAUUUGAGAUCGAACCCCGCGAAGCAAGUCGCCAUCAAAAAGAUUAAAGUACAAAAAGAAUACACCGAGGGCAUGGCUCCCGACGCCGUGCGCGAACUCAAACACCUGCAGGAGCUGUCGCACCCCAACAUCAUCUCGCUCCUGUCCGUCUUCUCGUCCAAGGACCAGAAUCUCAACCUGGUGCUCGAGUUCUUGCCCCUCGGCGACCUGGAGAUGCUGAUCCGCGACACCGACAACGUGCGCUACGGCGCCGCCGACAUUAAGGCUUGGAUGGGCAUGCUGACCCGCGCCGUGUGGUUCUGCCACGAGUCCUUUGUGCUGCACCGCGACAUCAAGCCCAACAACCUGCUCAUUGCCGCCGACGGCGAGAUCAAGCUCGCCGAUUUCGGCCUCGCGCGCGGCUUCGCCGACCCGCACCAAAACAUGACGUCCAACGUCAUCACGCGCUGGUACCGCCCGCCCGAGCUGCUCUUUGGCGCCAAGCACUACUCGGGCGCCGUCGACGUCUGGUCCGUCGGCGCCGUCUUUGCCGAGCUCAUCCUGCGCGCGCCCUACAUGCCAGGCGCCAACGAGCUCGACCAGGUGCGCCUCAUCUGCGAGGCCAUUGGCACCCCGACCGACGACAACUGGCCCGGCGUCGCCAAGCUCCCCGAGUACACGGUGCCCGCCCAGCUCCCCGUCCACGGCAAGGACUGGUACAUGGGCCGCUUCGGCACCGUCGGCGCCGACGGCGUCGACCUGCUCAUCAAGACGCUGCUGCUCGACCCCAAGAAGCGCAUCACCGCCCGGGAUAUGCUCCGCCACCCCUGGUGGCACGCGGACCCCAAGCCUACGCGCACGCAGGAUCUGCCGCGCAAGGGCGGCGGCGGCGAGGAGCAGGUCGGUGCGGAUCUGAAGCGUCGGCCGGGCGUGGUUGACGAUGACCGGGGCAGCAAGGUUGCGCGGAAGCUGGAUUUUGGUCAAAAAUAA
Messenger RNA from Beauveria bassiana ARSEF 2860, 1224 nucleotides. Its product is annotated as serine/threonine-protein kinase crk1. The record is from RefSeq and is a predicted model, not a curated record. The coding region runs from base 1 to 1224 and encodes 407 amino acids. NCBI's taxonomy places the organism in Eukaryota, Fungi, Ascomycota, Sordariomycetes, Hypocreales, Cordycipitaceae. Gene Ontology annotation, biological process: positive regulation of transcription by RNA polymerase II; protein phosphorylation. Gene Ontology annotation, molecular function: ATP binding; cyclin-dependent protein serine/threonine kinase activity; RNA polymerase II CTD heptapeptide repeat kinase activity. The transcript has 2 exons. Gene Ontology annotation, cellular component: transcription factor TFIIH holo complex; transcription factor TFIIK complex; nucleus.